Molecule: messenger RNA, 568 nt
Organism: Sinocyclocheilus grahami
Lineage: Eukaryota; Metazoa; Chordata; Actinopteri; Cypriniformes; Cyprinidae
Product: cysteine and glycine-rich protein 3-like
Exons: 6
Coding region: 32-568 (178 amino acids)
Biological process (GO): sarcomere organization; cardiac muscle contraction; muscle tissue development
Cellular component (GO): nucleus; cytoplasm; Z disc
Molecular function (GO): actinin binding; structural constituent of muscle
Source: RefSeq, a predicted model, not a curated record
UUAUAUAACCUGUUCUCUGCCAGAGCUGAAGAUGCCAAACUGGGGUGGAGGAGCCAAAUGUGCGGCCUGCGAGAAGACGGUUUACCAUGCUGAGGAGAUCCAGUGCAACAGCCGGAGCUUCCACAAAACCUGCUUCAUCUGCAUGGCUUGCCGUAAAGGUUUAGACAGCACAACAGUUGCAGCACACGAGUCUGAGAUUUACUGCAAAUCCUGCUAUGGCAAGAAAUAUGGUCCAAAAGGUUAUGGGUACGGCCAGGGUGCUGGAGCGUUGAGUUCUGACCCCAUCAAUAAUGAAGAACUUCAGCCUCAGGAGCCCAAAGCUCCCCAUCCUGCAUCUGCUAACUCAAACCCAAGCAAGUUUACACAGAAGUUUGGGAGUACGGAUCGCUGUCCUCGCUGCUCCAAAGCCGUUUAUGCAGCAGAGAAAGUCAUGGGUGCUGGAAAGCCCUGGCACAAAACCUGCUUCCGCUGUUUACUGUGUGGGAAGAGCCUGGAAUCCACCACAGUGACGGAUAAAGAUGGAGAGCUCUACUGUAAAGUGAAAAGCCAGCGUUAUACUUCAAGCUGA